Molecule: messenger RNA, 4900 nt
Organism: Numida meleagris (helmeted guineafowl)
Lineage: Eukaryota; Metazoa; Chordata; Aves; Galliformes; Numididae
Gene: TMEM117
Product: transmembrane protein 117
Exons: 9
Coding region: 2964-4565 (533 amino acids)
Biological process (GO): intrinsic apoptotic signaling pathway in response to endoplasmic reticulum stress
Source: RefSeq, a predicted model, not a curated record
ACAGGCAUUUUUUUUCUGAUAGAAGUGGGAUCAAGACACAGAGAAGUUAUAUGAAGGGACAAUAAAGCCUGCAAAUGUUGUUUUUUUCUAGACAAAAUAUAUUGUCAUACUGUUGUUACAUAAAGUACAGUUGUUAAUUGCAUAUUGGAAAAAUACCGUGAGAUGCAGUAGUUGCAAAAAUGAGGCUUUUUUUCACACUGUAUAUUUUCAUGACAUUAAGAAAUUACUCCUCAUAUUUUUAAUCAUUUUUUAUUAGUAUUGAAUAAAUGAAUGAGGCGUAUGUUAUUUUCCUGACAAAGAGAGGCUCAGGCCUACAUAUAUAAAAAUAAAACAAAGCUCAUAUGAAACAAGUGAUGUUAUAUCUUUCUUAUUAGAUUUCAGCAACAUAAGGCCGUGUUUUCUUUUCCAUAAGACUCUUACCAAUUCCUGAUUUUCUGAACUUUUGUCUUCCUCCUGGAAUCCUACCUUUCUGACACCUUCUUUUACCAUUACAAUAGACUUGUACAUUGUGAUUAAGCAGUAUCCAUGGAAGUCUGAACUCCAGAGUUUUUUCCUAAUUUUGGUUUUCUCUAACUCUGUAUAUAUAACUAUUAAUGUAGCUGAACACCGAUGAUUCUUUUCUUUGCCUAGUACAGAAGUCACACCUAGCUGAAAGCAUCCACACGGCCAGUAGAUGCAAAAGGUAUUUAAUUAGUGAUGUAAGUUCACCUCACUAUUUACUCCUUUAGUGAUUUUAUCUAGACUACGUGUGUGUUGCUUAUCUGUUUGAAAUCAGUAUAAUAAUUUGAAGCAGAAUUCUCCUUACUAAGAGAAAAUUUGGUCUGGAUGAACAGAAGUAAGUACUAAGUUUUGUUUAUUAUCUAUCAUCUUCAAAACUUCCAGUACAGCUUCUGCUUUAUCAUCGGUAAAUCUUUUAUCAUGUGAUGGCAGGACUGAAGUUCUGUUUCAUCACAUGCUAAAGGUCACACAAUUCUACAUCUUUUUGUCCAAGUUCCAUCAGUACUGCAAAAUUAGGUCUAUGUAUUAUAUACUACUCAAAUUUUGCUUUUGUGACUUAAUCUAUCAGCAAUGAUGAAAUCAUCCCCUAACUUCCUCUUUGUAAAGUUGAAGUUUCUUGGUAAAAACUGAAAAUUACACAUUAGUCACUCACAUCCUAAAAGUCCCCUACCAUUUUUAGCCAGAGCAUCAAUUAUAUUUGUUAAAAUCCAUAUCUAUUUUUUUCCUUUUCUUCUUGUCGUGUAAAAACAGCACGUAUAAUUUGUUCCUAUUCACAUUUACAUUUAUUUUUGAAGUAUUUUAGAUUGUACCCAACAGAUUGAAGAGCCUAGAGUUUUACCAUCAGAGAUGUCCCUGUGCCAUUAUUUUUAGUUUCCCUCAUCUUUUGUGUUUUGCAACUUCUCUCUUGUUUCACUGAUGAAAAUAUUAAAUAGACCCAUAAAUAUUUAGCAUGAAUGAAAGCCUAUUGGUUCACCCAUGUAUUGCAUAUAAUGUUGAUUUUGUGUCAUUCUAGCUCUUUCAUUGGAAUGUCAAUGGGUAUCUGAUCGUGUAAGAUUUCCAGUAGGUACUACGUAGAUAGUCUACGUAGGUACUACAGAAUUAACAAAAAAAAAAUGUGGUAUCUCUAAAGUGACAUCAGAACAGUUUUUCAAAGAGUAUUUUCUGCCAGCUCAUUUUAUUGGCAGCUGCUAUUGCAAAAAUAGAGGCACUUGGUUAGGCCAAAAUCUGGGAAAUGUUCUGACUCACACAGCGCAGGCAGGGACUGCAGGGCUGCACAGCCUGCCCCACUGCCUGGCAUUUGGCAAUUCCGGUUCUUCUCCCUUUCAUUCCUUUCUGUAAUUGAGUCCUGAACCUGCCUUUCCCAUAAUUUUGCCCAUGCCUGCUGUCAGCCUGACGAGCCUGUAAUUAAGUAGGUCAUCCUAUUUACCCUUCAAAGAUUGUUACAGUAUUAACUUUCUUCUAUUUCUCUGAAAUUUCCUUAGCAUUUCAGAAAUUGUUAGGAAUCAGUUUCAAUAAUUAACAAUGGUGCCUAACUCUACUUUCAUUCAUUUUUCUAAAAACUCUUUGACCUGCAAUUUUAAAAAUAAAUGUUUAAUAUAAUUUGCUGAUCUUUACUGUCCUUUUAUAUUAUUGAUUUAAAGGAAAGUAUUUCAAUGUUAUAUAAUAUGAAAGCACAGCUUAUGUUUACUAAAUAUACAAUAGAAAUAUUGAUUGAACAAUUCUGCUUUUCUGUAUACUUUUAGGCAAUUCUAUUUUUUUACAUCUAGUGCUAACACACACUAAUAGUGUUUGCAAUGUCAUUGUCUCUAAGUUAACAUUCUUACUUUCAGUGGGAUAUAUACUUUUGUCAUUUUGUCCAGGUUCUUAUAUUUAAGUUAUAUAUACAUAUAUCUCUUUAGCUAUAUACUAAAUUUUGUCAGCUUCUGUUUUUCUCUCCAGUUUUUUUUCAUGGUUUAAUGUGCUACUUUCUCUUCUUUUAGACAGUAAGAAGGUGUUGGGGAAGCAGCUAGUGCACAGUGGUAUUGCUGAGACUGGUUGCCAUAAAACCAUUACAUGGGAAUUUCAAAGGGGAAAUCUCUUACUCCAAGGAUGUUAUCCUGCAGGUACACUGAGGCUGGCUGGGAUGGAGUUAAUGUCCUUCAUAGCAGCCUUUUUAGGGAUAUGGCUAAGGCAGUGCUGAUAACACACUACUGUUUUGGCUGCAGCUGAGCAGCGCUCUCUGCCCCAUUCCCACCCCAGCAAGCAGGCUGAGUAGGUAAGGAGCUGGGAGGGGAUGCAGCCAGGACAGCUGACCCAGACAGACCAAAGGGAUGUCCCAUACCUUCUAACGUCACGCUCAGCAAUAAAGCCUGGGGUGGGAGGGCAGGGGCUGGCUUCUGAUCUGGCCGUUGCUCAGAGGCUGCCUGGACAUCAGGCUGUCGGUGGGACUUGGGACGUGGCAAAGAGUAGCUCCGAAGUAUCUGAGGAUGGACAAAGAUUUCCGCUACUACUUCCAGCACCCGUGGUCUCGCUUAGUUGUGGCUUACCUCGUGAUCUUCUUCAACUUCUUGAUAUUUGCCGAGGACCCGGUGUCUCACAGUCAGACAGAAGCCAAUGUGAUUGUUGUUGGGAACUGCUUCUCCUUCGUAACCAACAAGUACCCCGACAGCGGCGGCUGGAGAUGCCUCAAGGUGCUGCUGUGGCUGCUGGCCAUUCUCACAGGGCUGAUCGCUGGGAAAUUCCUCUUCCACCAGCGCCUCUUUGGUCAGUUGCUCCGUCUGAAAAUGUUUCGAGAGGACCACGGGUCUUGGAUGACAAUGUUCUUCAGUACCAUCCUCUUCCUCUUCAUUUUCUCUCACAUUUAUAAUCUAUUCCUCAUUAUGGCAGGGAAUAUGAGUGCAUACAUUAUAACAGACUUCAUGGGCAUCAGGAAUGAAAAUUUUAUGAAGGUAGCUGCAGUUGGGACUUGGAUGGGAGAUUUUGUCACAGCAUGGAUGGUCACUGACAUGAUGCUUCAGGACAAACCCUACCCAGACUGGGGAAAGUCUGCCAGAGCUUUCUGGAAGAAAGGGAAUGUUAGGAUCAUUUUAUUCUGGACUGUCCUAUUUACCCUGACCUCUGUAGUUGUGCUUGUCAUCACUACUGACUGGAUCAGCUGGGACAAGUUGAAUCGUGGAUUUCUGCCAAGUGAUGAGGUCUCAAGAGCAUUCUUGGCUUCUUUCAUCUUGGUGUUUGACCUUCUUAUUGUCAUGCAGGACUGGGAGUUCCCACAUUUUAUGGGUGAUGUUGAAGUGAAUCUUCCAGGCUUGCCAUCUGCACACAUGCAGUUCAAAGUACCUUAUUUCCAAAAGAUCUUAAAAGAGGAGUAUCACAUUCAUAUAACAGGGCGUAAUACCUCUGAAUCAUCAUUUAUCCAGUUGCCUCACCUGUGUGCAUUUGGACACUAUGGCAAAUGGUUUAACUACGGGAUUAUCUUUCUUGUUUUAAUCUUGGAUCUGAAUAUGUGGAAGAAUCAAAUAUUUUACAAACCUCACGAAUAUGGUCAAUAUAUCGGUCCUGGACAGAAGAUCUACACCGUGAAGGACUCAGAAAGCUUGAAAGAUCUUAACAGAACUAAGUUAUCUUGGGAAUGGAGAUCCAAUAACACUAACCCUUUGACCAACCGGACCUAUGCCGAAGGAGACAUGUUCUUGCACAGCAGAUACAUAGGCUCUAGCCUUGAUGUCAAAUGCCUGGCUUUUAUUCCAAGUUUGCUGGCUUUUGCUUUGUUUGGUUUCUUCAUCUGGUUCUUUGGGCGAUUUCAAAAAACUGACCAAGGCAUGGAGAAUUUAGACAAAUCAUACACAAGAAUGAAACGAAAGUCUCCGUCAGAUAUGGGAAUGACACGAGAAAAUACACAGGUGUUAGUAGAAGAACCAUUAAGUUUUCAAGAACCACAUCUUGUAUCCAUUAAAUCAGACUUAAGUGAAAUUGUUUUUAAUUCUUCUCUCCUAACUUCUGAAAACUUGAACGCACAAUUGAGCGAACAAGAUAGCCCCUUACAACCAGUACCAGAGUCUGCUGUCCCUAAGAGUAAUCCUACAACAUAGAGUCAAAUACCCAGGAAAAUCAGUUUAAAUAAGCAGUCACUAUAAGAGUUCAGUUUUACCUUUUGUAAGUUAAGAUUUACAUAGUGUUUAGAAUAAGAAACUCAAUCUAUACCAAAAGGUGCUCAGCAUGCUUUUUCUAGGAUUUUUUUUUUAUUUGUAUUAGAGUACGUGCCUAUUGUAUAUCUAACAUUCCUUUAUAGAUUGCUUCCCAAAAUUGCACAAGCUAUUUAUUAAUACAUUACCUUAACUGUACAAUAGUGUAUUAGAUGAUUACUUGCAGGUAUAAAAUUCUACCAUGGUGGUGCCUUGGGACAUUAAACUGUUUUUUAACUCAA